CCGGUGGAGGCCAUUCUUGGGAUGGAGACAUGGCAAGAGGCUGCGUUAGUGGCUGAAGUAGGAAAUCGAGCACAAGUACCCAUAUUUUCCUUCGCAACCACUUCUAUCGCCGCGUCAUUGACGAGCAAGCAAUGGCCUUUCUUGGUUAGGAUGAACAACAAUGAAACGAUACAGAUGAAAUGUGUGGCUGCCAUUGUUGGUGCUUACAAGUGGAGGAAUGUGAUUACAAUCUAUGAAGAUGAUACUUAUGGAAGCAAUUCUGGAGUAGUCAUGCUUCUCUCUGAUGCUCUUCGAGAUGUGGGCUCUCAGAUUGAGUACCGAAUGGUUUUUCCACCCAUAUCUUCACUUUCAGAUCCCCAAGAUGAAAUUUUACCAGAACUGGGAAAGCUAAACAGUAAGCAGUCUAGAGUCUUCAUUCUUGUUCAACCCUCACUGUCAUUUGCUGCCCAUCUGUUCAGAGAAGCCAGAAGAAUUGGACUGAUGGGUAGAGAUUCUGUUUGGAUAACUACAAAUACAAUUGCUAGUGUCCUUGAUUCCUUUAACUCCUCUGUCAUCUCCUCCAUGCAAGGUGUUUUAGGAAUUAAGACUUACUUCCCUGAAACUAGCUUGUCCUUCAAAGAUUUCAAUUCUAAAUUCAGGAAAAUUUUCCAUUCUAAGUAUCCAGAAGAAGAGCACUUCGAGCCUGGAAUCUACGCAGUCCGAGCACAUGAUGCCAUUUCUACUCUAACUCGUGCAAUGAAUAACAGUACUAAUACAUCUAAAAUAUUGUUAGACAAAAUAUUGUCAAGCAACUUCACUGGAUUAAGCGGAGAAAUUCAGUUCGAAGACGGAGAAUUAUCGAAUUCUCCAGUUUUCAGAAUUGUUAAUGUGGCAGGAAAGAGUUACAAGGAGCUGGAUUUCUGGACACCUGAGUGUGGUUUCUCAGAGAGUCCUGGUGACCAUCAAUGUAAUGGCACCAAUUAUAACAUGGAAGGAUUGAGCGGACCAGUGGAUUGGCCUGGAGGGCUACAGAGAGUACCACGAGGAUGGGUAUUGCCUAGUGAUUUAAAGACCAUGAAAAUUGGUGUUCCAGGCAUACCAGUGUUUGAGGAGUUCGUCAAAGUGGAAGAGAAUAAGAGUCCAAAUCUGCCACCAUUGGUUACAGGUUUCUGUGUCAAUGUUUUUGAAGAGGCUGUCAAGAUUUUGAGGCAAACCAAGUAUUCUAUAUCCUAUGAAUUUGUAGCAUUCAAUGGAUCAUACGACGAUCUCAUUUUGAAAGUCUAUAACAAGGAAUUUGAUGCUGUGAUUGGUGAUAUAACGAUUCUGGCAAGCCGUUCCGAUAAGGUAGAGUUCACUCAGCCCUACACAGAGUCAGGGCUGACAUUGAUAGUCCCUGUGAAGAAGGAAACUCGGGCUUGGAUGUUCAUGAAGCCCUUCACAACAACUAUGUGGCUAGUGACUGGUUUAGUCUUGGUCUACACCAUGUUGGUGGUCUGGUUCGUGGAACAUCAAUCAAAUCCAGACUUCAGAGGUCCAUGGAAAGAUCAACUAAGCACUGCCUUGUGGUUCACCUUCUCAACUCUCUUCUUUGCCCACAGGGAGAAACUUCAUAGCAACUUCACUAGAUUUGUAAUGGUAAUAUGGUUGUUUGUGGUGUUAGUCUUGACCUCUAGCUACACUGCAAGUCUCACCUCUAUGCUCACAGUCCAACGACUUGAACCUACUGUGUCCGACAUCGAAUAUUUGAAGAGGAGUAAUUCAAUUGUAGGGUGUGAUAGUGAUUCAUUCGUUAAGAAAUACUUGGAGGAUGUACUUGGAUUCAACCAGGAAAACAUCAAGACUAUUCCAAGUAAAGACAACUAUGCUGCUGAAUUUGAACAAGGCAACAUCGUGGCCGCUUUCCUGGAGCUCCCUGGUGAAAAGGUGUUCCUCUCCAAAUAUUGUAAUAGAUAUACCACUGCUACUGAAACAAUCCAUAGAUUUGGAGGAUGGGGCUUUGUCUUUCCAUUGGGUUCGGCUCUUGCUACAGACUUUUCCAAAGCCAUUCUAGAACUAUUGGAGAAUGGAAAUAUUACAAAAUUGGAAGAAGAUUGGUUGGGUGGAGAUGCUAAAUGCUCAAAAUUAGGAACUGAAGUUGACAAUGAGAGCUUGGGCCUUGAUAGCUUCUGGGGACUUUUUGUUCUUACUGCUAGCACAUCUACCAUUGCCUUUCUACUCUUUCUCAUCAACCUAUGGAGGAAAUAUCUACAGUUACAAAGGUUGAGCAGAGGCAACAUGUCCUCAAGUAAUGGAAGUCGGUGGCAUCGGGUGAGAACAUUGUUACACCAGAAAGGCCAGCAUCACCUUUCAGUGGGAACUCCAGCUUCUGCAAGAAUAGCAAACAUUGAGGAUUGGGUUUCUGUUCCUCCAGAUUGUGAGUAUCUGAGUGAAUACAACAAUCAGGGGUAUCAUCAAGCUUCACGAAUAGCUGAAAUUGAAAUGCGGAAUACAUCCACUGCUGAUUUAUAGUGUACAUAGCUUCCUAGAUAUGGAUGCGAUGGGAGUCCAAGGUGCUAACAACAAUAUGUGCCAAUAUAACGCAGAAUUUACAAGGUAAUAUUGCUGUGUAUAACCAAAAUACAAUCACAAUUCACUGGUGCCUUCAAUUGAGGGUUAAUGAAGUUCCACAGGGAUAAUUUUUCCUUAUGUUUAAUCUUUCACAGCCAGUAGAGGUAGAGCGCAGAGGGGAAAAAGGCUCUUAAUAGUGAAUAAAUACAACUAUGUUAGAUAUGACACUAACAUUUCUGUGUGUAUUUCCCCAUAGAGGAGCUGGAUUUGAUGAUGAGUCCCUGCUUGUGUCACAAAUGAGCCUCGUAAUUUUUCUAGCUGAUGCAUCAUUGGAUUGAUUGUAAGUUAGUAAGCCUGAUGGGAUCAAUUCAAGCAGGUAACCUGGAAUCAGGUCAUUAAAUAAGGAUUUUCACUUUUGCUUGUCUUUGUUUCCACAGGGAAUCCUAUACCUCUCACCUACUUUAAUCUCCACCACCAUUUGAUUCCUAAGAAUGAUAAGGACCAUAGGGCAUAGAUUAUAUGGCAAAUCCAUAAAUGAGGCAUUUGAAUAUAAAACUUCAGUCACAACUAUACAUGUGAUGCAUUCUAUCAUAGCAACUUAUUUCUGGUGCAACGCAGUGGACCAGCUUGCAAAGCUUGUGAAGCAGGCUGAGUCUGUUGGCUGGAGAAUUUGUCGAUCCUUGUAUCAUUGUAAGAUGGUCAUGUAUGGGUCACAAAAACGGCUGGAGGAGAUGGAAAAUGUGCUUGAUGAGAUGGGGAGGUUCAAUAUUGAUCCCUCAAAGAAGACAUUCGUCAUCAUUUAUAAGGCCUACUUAAGGUAUGGCCAAAGACAUAAGUUGGAUUGAUUGCUAGGGAUAAUGUGCAAACAUGGGAUUGGAAUUCCAUUGGAUGCCUCUUCUUCCUAGGUUACAUUUUCACAUUAGAAACAUGCUUUUCAAUAAUUCAAAAAUCCAUUCAUCAAAUUGUUGCAAAUAGUUCAUGACAUCUGAGAGGACAAUUUCAGCUCCUUGAAGAAUGUAAGCUGCUUCUUUUCAUUUUAUCUGGCAUACUUUGUCAGUAAUUGCU
This is a messenger RNA of Macadamia integrifolia, 3591 nucleotides long. Its product is annotated as glutamate receptor 2.7-like. The transcript has 4 exons. Bases 22 to 2487 code for a protein of 821 amino acids. Gene Ontology annotation, cellular component: plasma membrane. NCBI's taxonomy places the organism in Eukaryota, Viridiplantae, Streptophyta, Magnoliopsida, Proteales, Proteaceae. The record is from RefSeq and is a predicted model, not a curated record. Gene Ontology annotation, molecular function: ligand-gated monoatomic ion channel activity; signaling receptor activity.